Molecule: messenger RNA, 271 nt
Organism: Amoebophrya sp. A120
Lineage: Eukaryota; Dinophyceae; Syndiniales; Amoebophryaceae
Source: the annotation of a GenBank genome assembly
CAUCCUCAAAUCAUACUUCUCAUCUACUUCAACAAUUGUCUAAAUAGCUAUAAAACGAUGGUACUAGUCACAUGGAUUUCAUGAAGACCACCGGCAUUGUUGUCGCGUGACAGGAGGUCCCAUAAUUCCAAUCAUUGUGCUAGCGAAAGUUUUUAUGCGGAACGUGGGGUGGACCUUGUUGACUUAUCGAUCAGCACCUCCCUGUCGAACAGCAGUGGUGAACAAGAAAACAAAAUCUUGUUUACCACCACAGUCGAACAUUUUUGUUUAA